This is a messenger RNA of Drosophila arizonae, 687 nucleotides long. RefSeq names its product QVR superfamily protein crim (gene crim). NCBI's taxonomy places the organism in Eukaryota, Metazoa, Arthropoda, Insecta, Diptera, Drosophilidae. The record is from RefSeq and is a predicted model, not a curated record. Gene Ontology annotation, biological process: regulation of synaptic transmission, cholinergic; positive regulation of voltage-gated potassium channel activity; sleep.
GUUUUCGUCGUAAAAGUGCAAUUGUUUGUUAUUUAUUUUGUUUAUUAAUUGAUUUUAAUUUUAUUGAGUUAUCAAUCAAAAAUGCAAACGCAAACGUCUCUUACUCUGUUUCUGCUAAUAGCAGCAUUCAUACAUGAAGGUGCCGCCAUUUGGUGUUAUCGCUGCACCUCCGCAACGCCCGGCUGUGCCGAUAAUUUCAACUGGCGCGGCAUUGGCUUCCUGGGCGAGCAGUGCCCCGAGAGCAACGACAUCUGCGUCAAGGUCACGGAGCGCCGUGGAGCCAAGGAGACAAUAACAAGGGAUUGCCUCAGCGCACUUAACUUCCGCACCGACAUCCCAGCUGAUAAGUACGAGGGCUGUCGUCCGGCUGCCAAGGAUGUUCGCCUGGCCCACUACGUCAACCACACGAUCAAGGAACACGAUGUGAAGCGCGACUUUUUCACAGAAACAACGUUCUGUUUCUGUUUCCUCGACCAUCGUUGCAACGGAGCCAGCAGCCUGAAGACCUCAGCCAUGGCUGCUGCGGCUGCUCUCCUGCUGCUGCUCGUUGGCCUCCACUGAUUAGCACCAAAACGAAGUGUCUUAGUGCCUUAGCUUUAGUAUAACGACAGUUUAAUUUCAAGCUCGAAUCUCGUCCAGCCACAACAUUCCGUCCACUAUCGCUCUUUGUACAAUUUAAAAUUACAA